Danaus plexippus (monarch butterfly) is the source of this 4448-nucleotide messenger RNA. RefSeq names its product nuclear distribution protein nudE-like 1 (gene nudE). Gene Ontology annotation, molecular function: microtubule binding. Gene Ontology annotation, cellular component: kinetochore; kinesin complex; centrosome. The record is from RefSeq and is a predicted model, not a curated record. The transcript is spliced from 7 exons. Gene Ontology annotation, biological process: cell migration; mitotic centrosome separation; microtubule nucleation. NCBI's taxonomy places the organism in Eukaryota, Metazoa, Arthropoda, Insecta, Lepidoptera, Nymphalidae. The coding region runs from base 224 to 1339 and encodes 371 amino acids.
UCUGAAAGCCUUGUUUUGAACUGUAUUGUGGAAGUGUGUCAUGUAACAUAUUUUGCAUUUCAAGUUAUAAUGGCUGAUUUUUGAAAAUACAAGAAAAGAUUCGAUAAUUUUUUACUUCCUCUAUUUCCGUAAUUAGAGUCUUAAACCUCAUGUAAAUAUUUACCUCUAUUCGUCAAUUCAUUGCAGUGAGGAAAUUAAACAUCGAAAAUCGAAGUUCUCAAACAUGGAAUCUCCAAAUCAGGCAGAAUUGGAUACGGUGGAAUAUUGGAAGGAACAAGCAAAACAUUACGAACAGAAGGCAACGGAUAUACAGCAAGAGUUGGACGAGUAUACAGAAAAUUCAGCUCAGCUUGAAAAAGAAUUGGACGCGUCCUUGGUUCGAGUGGAAAAACGAAACAGAGAUUUGGAACAUCAAAAUCUGAGGCUCAAAAACGAUAUCGAUAUGCUCAAAUCUAAAUUAGAAAGAAGUCAACAUGAAACAAAUGCACUUGAAAAUGAAUUACAAACACUCAAAAUGGAAAAAGAGAAACAGGCUACAUAUAUAAGAGAAUUAGAGCAAAAGAAUGAUGAUUUGGAAAGAGGACAACGAAUUAUAUCAGAAUCGGUUUCAUGUAUAGAAGCAUUAUUAAAUCAGGCUUAUGAACGCAAUGCUGUCUUAGAAAGUGAAGUUGAUGAAAUCGAAAAUUUGAGGGUAAAAUUGCAAAGAGCUACAGAUGAAGCCAGAGAUCUCAAACAAGAGUUAAUAGUUAUAGAGAAGAAUCCAAUUUCUAAGAAGGAAGAGAGCAGUAUAAAUGAAAAUGUGUGUAAUGGACAUACAACGAGGAGUCAAGUAGAAAUAGAAACACAAACUUCCCUACUUUCACCGACAAAACGUGAACUGAAUGGUAACGCUAUGACGCCAUCAUCUAGAGUAUCGGCUAUUAACAUUGUUGGAGAUCUGCUCAGAAAAGUUGGGCUUGAAAGAUUUCUUUGCCGUGAUUGUGGUAAGGUCAAAUGUUCGUGUGACGUCAGCACCGAGCAACAAAACAAUGUUCUUGAAACGAACGUCCAUGAACACGAUCCUAUAAAUAAUAUUGAUAAUUCUGUUGAGUACAGAAAAGGGACUUUCACGCGUCAAUAUUCAAAAUCGGAACAGUCAAACACGACAGCUAACAAAACAAUGCCAUUAACACCAAAAAGUUCCGAACCAUUCGAAAGAUCCUACCAUAAUGAGAAUGCGAAAUUAAGAAGAUCAUUCAUAGUGCGAUCGAGAGAAGGAAUAGAGAAUUUGUUGAACUUCUCAUCAGCAAGAAAAGUUCAGGAUCAGGGAAAAGGGAAACCUAUAUGUCAACAAUUUUAAUAUAAUGAAAUACAAAUGUUUAUAAUUGUAUUUAUUUAAAUAUCAUAAUAAGGGUUGCUACACUAAUGCUUUUUAUGUAUUUUAGUCACUUUGGAUAGACACGGCUUGUUUGUCGCGUGUGAGUAUUUUCAUUAUAUUUUUAUUUUUUCGAUCUUAGUCUGUUUAAAUAUAUUUAGGCAUGAUAUAGAUUGUUUAAAAUAUUGGUUAUUCCAUUACACAAAAUUGUUUUAUUUUACGUCACCAACCCUGAUCAUGUACAUAUCAUGUAAACAUACCCUUAUGUGUAGCAACUCUUAUUAGUACCAAAAUAAUAUGAUUAAAAAUAAAAUGAAUGAAAUUAAAUAAUUCCGUAUUUUAAGUAGUAUUUAGAUAUUUUAGCAUAUCUUAGUACAAAGUAGUACUAAUUUUCUUUUGUACAUAGAUUAUAAAUAGAUUAAAAUAAAAAAAAUGCCUCAUACCAUGUAAUAUGUAGGUUGUAUUUAAUUUGUAUGCAUUGCUGUAGUGGUGAAGGUUUCAACUCACAUGUAUUACGUCACAUACUAAUAUUAACAUCAUUCAUGUAAAAUUUUCUUCAUUGUAGGCUUUGGAAUCAAAGUUAGCAUCGUGUCGUGGUACUGUUAGACCUAAAGAGUCACCAAACCAAACAUCCGACGUCAAUAAGGACUACAGGUGUGUACUCAAGAACUAAGACUUGCCUACAAUUACGUUAGCUUCUUACUUAUAGUUUUCUUUUUUACUAUAAAAAGGAUAAAAGCUUCAUAUCCGAUUCUCAUUGAACAUUACGUGAUUGGUAUCACACUUUCCUAAUGUUAAUAUCUGUGAUGAAAAAAUAGAUAAUUUAAUAUGUAAAAACUUUUUUUUUUUGGCCUACCCACCGGAGACAUUAACACGGCACAAGUUGCUUAAUGCACUGAGAUACUAUCUUAAUAUAGAUACUUCGGCAUAUUACAUAUAAAAAACACUGUGACGUCAUUAUGUCUAACAUUAAUUCGCUAUGCCUGUGAUCAGGUAUCAGAUGUUUCUAGAACAGUUUGAAUGUGCAAACAAUUUUCGAUUUUAAGGCUCAUGUUUAAAAUCUCAUUUAUCAGUCAUAUAUAUCAUAUAUGGUUAGUAUAUAUAUAUAUAUUUUUGAGUAAUAUUUUUUGUAUAUACCUAGAUUUAGAUAUGAAAUCGUUAAAAAUAAAAAGAUUUAUGAAUUAGUGUUUUGGUAGGUGUGAUUCUUAUUUAUGUAAAUUGGUAAAAAUAUUCAUUUAUACAUGUUUUUUCUUCAUAUAAAUUUUAAUUUAACCAAAUCAUACUAAAAUUCAUGUUUUUUUUUUUGAGACUAACUCCAUGUGAAUGUUAAAUUAACUACAUGUGAGAUUAAUAAAUUUCUAGUAUAUAUCUCAUGUUGAUGUAUAUGUAGCAUGAUUACUAAAAUAGUGUUUUAAAUUAUAUGUAACUAACCCUUGUGCAGGAAUUAAAGUAUAAUCAUUUAAAUAAUCUAUUUAAAAUGGAUUAUCACAUAAUUUCUGUUUAAAAAAAUUAUAGAUUUGUGCCUUAGUUGUCUAUAACUUAUAUACUUAAGAAUUAUUGUAAAAGGCAAACACAACACCGUUUGUAAAGUCUUGCCCAGUAAAAUAUGAAUUGUGUAAAUCUUAGCACACUACAAACAUAUUGUCAUGCCUCUUGGAAUUAGUGUAUUAAUAAAAAUAUAUAUAAAAUCAGUUAUUUAUAUAAUGUUACUGAACACGAGAGAAAACUGAUAACUAAUUUUAAUAACUCAUUUACCUUUUUUUUUUUUUAAGAACAACUAUUGUGUAAAAUAAUCUAUGUAGCAAUAAGACCAAUUAAAAUGUAUUAUCUAGAAUUCUAGAUGUUUCCAAUUGUAAUGCUCUAUUUUCGAAUUAUAACAAAAUGUUUUGUAGUAAAUGUUACCUAUAGUUUUGACAAACAUGAUUAGUAUUCAUGUACAGCCGUGUUUUAGUCGAAAAUUGUUUGAGUGGGUUGUCCCGGCCUUUCAUAGGAUGUGUACAUUUCUAUUUUAUAAUUAUAUUGUAAAAUUGCCCAGUCUGCAAAAUAGUUUAACUAAGCAUUUAUACAUUCACAUGUGUGAUGACCAGACAAUUUUUAUUUUUGUGCGCAAUUAAUAAAAAUAAGUUGAGGCAAUAAAUUAUAUUUUAUUUUCUCCUAUGAAUUUAUAUCACUUGUUUGCCAGUGAAGACAUUUGAAACAGUGUUGCCAAAUUCUAGACUUUUUAAUUCACGAACUGGUGGUUUAAAAUUAUCCAUCAGUUCACAUAGUGGUUUGUUGAGUAACUUAAUUUUAAGAACAAGUGUCUGACUUGGACCCUUCACUUCUUCUAUCUUAAUAUUGCCUGAAAUAAAAAAAUUCUGUAAUUAAACCAUGGUAAAUCUACUACGAAACUAAUGGAGAUAAAAUCUUUUUUUUUUAUGAAGUAAUAGAUAAUUAAAUAAUCAUACUUUACCAGAUAUUUUAGGAGACCUUGUUAUCCAUAGUGCAAGUACAUAAUAUGGCAUUGUUUGUAUAACAUAUAUGAUUUUUGAUAAUAAAAAUUGCAAGAACAAUGAUAAUAUUCUAAACUGAAAAAAUAAUAAUUAAAGAUUUUUUCAUCAAUAAAAUAUAUAUAUAUAUAUAUAUAUAUAUAAUUACAUUAAUAUAUUACAUUAAAUACAUACUGCGGUGAACACAAUGUAGUACAUAAGAGUUGUUGGUAGUAAUAGAAGUAAUAUAGUGAAUGCGACAGUUCCCACAAAUAGUUGCUGGUUAGUGUAUUCACAUGAAUCAAUACCACCUCUCAAUGGAUUGUACUUCCUACCAACAAAUAACCUUAAAAGCGCUAUUAACCCUGAUAUUUGAAUGUUGAACAAUCUGGAAGAGAUUGUUACUUUAAUUUUAAUAUGGAAUUUGCCUUAGAAGUGCAUAUAUUUUUAAUAAAAUGUUUAUAUAGUAAUUUUUUCACCUUGCCGCAUAGAUAUAAAUACAAUAAGAGUGAAAUGUCGCCAUACAAAUCAUAUCAGAUAUAAUGGCUGCCUGAAACGUGAAUCCCAAGUAACCCAAAUAUUGGCACACACUUAAUAUGAUAUCUAAUUUGUCACUGGAUACAUCU